AUGACGUCAUCAUCAGCAUCAGCGCGACAAUCAGCUGAAGCCUCCAAGCCAAAAGUAGAACCGCCACCCCAACCACCCUCUCAACCACAGUCACCCCCUCAGCGAGCUCCCCAAAAACCACAGGCUCCUCCCAAAUCGACCUCUCCCCCAACUGAACAAGAUACUAAAAAUAAAGGUGCUAGUGACCAAAAGGCGAAAGAUGACAAAAAAUCAAAGGCAGAUAAUAAAAAAAGUAAAACUGAAGAUGCUAGUAAAAAUACUGAGGAAGGAAAGAAAGAAAAGAAAGGGGGUUUCUUCUCAAAUUUGUUUAAAAAGGACAAAACUAAAGAUGAAGAUGCCAGCAAAUCAGAAACCAACAAACCAACGGAAAGUGACCAAAACAAAACCACAACACCAAAGGAAAAUGAUCCAAACACUGAUCAACAAAAUGCCCAACCACCCAAGCAGCCUUUUACGUCCACAGAAUCACCACAACUACCACCACAACAACAACCGCAACAACAACCGCAACAACCGCAAAAUAAUAACGAUGACCAACAACAACAACCUAGCACGUCAACGAAUGAAGCGGAAAAAACUGACCAACCGACGUCACCCGAUGAAAAAGAAUCACCUCACACGUCUAUAGCGAACGAAACUUCACCGAAAGUUCCACCGAAAAAUUCCGCCAACCUCAAUGCAGAAGAAGACAAAAAAUCCGAACCAACCAACAACAAAGAUGAUAUUUUAAGAGAUAAACCAACAGAUAAAGACCCGAAAAAAGUUGCAGAUGAGAAGAAAGAUGAAAAGAAAAAAUCAGGAGGUGGUUUUUUCUCAGGAGUGAACAAAUUUUUCAACCCGGACCCUUCACCAGAGGAGGAAAAGAAACCAAUUGAAAACCCCAAAAUAAAAACUCCCGAAAAAAAAUCCGGUGGAUUCUUCUCUGGACUUUUCGGCAAAGAUGAUGACAAACCAAAGUUGAGUGAAAAAGUCGAGGAAGUCAAAAAGGAUGAAGAAAAUAAUAAUAAACAGGAAAAGGACGAUAAGAAAGAUUCUAAAUCUAUCACUUCCGCUCAAAAAAAUCCGACAGAUGAUGACGAUUUUGACAUCUACGAUGAUUACGAAGAGGAAGAAGAAGAAAUAGACGCAAAAAUUGAGCCAAAGAAAAUUAGAAAAAAACAAAGAACAAAAAGACCAAAUAUGGAAGACCAAUUUGAGAUUGGGGAGGGUCAUUUGAUUAAAUAUCUUGGCGAUCCAUUUACUGAAACUUUGGUCUUGAACCCUAAGCUGUUUGACAGAUUUGGAGGAUGCCUCACUAAUUCUGAAAGAUCAUUAGGCUUGGUUCCAGGCAAAUAUGUGGAAUAUGCCGACGAUAAAUCGGAUCCAAAUCGAAUUAGGAAAAUUUUUGUCCAGGGUUUAAUUCCGAGGGGUCCAGCUGAUAAGGGCGGUGUUUUUGUUGGCGACCAUAUUGUAUCUGUUGACGGGACACCGGUCGAUUUCACAAACUACAAUGACGUUAUCCAAAGAAUUGAAUAUGAUAAAAAGGUCAGGGUCACAUUUCAAAGGGUCAUCAUUCAAUACGACAACAAUCAGCUGACGUCACCGUCAUCAUCGUCGUCAUCGUUGUUUUCCCGCCAAAAAUUAACAUCGGCUAAAUCGUUUGACGUUCCAGACGUAUUUCAACAAGAGAGUUGCGCUAUUGUGACUAAUAUAUCAGGCGGCGAGCAAUUAUCGAAAAAUUUAGAAGCGGGAAUGGCGCCAUGCGGUGUUCUUUAUUUAAAGAAAGACAUUUCAUCGAAAGACCUCCAAGAAUUAGACGCCAAGGAAGAUGUAUUAUACAGCUAUCCACACAUAGUGACACCUAACAACAAAUUAAUAUUAAUCAGAGGUGCCUUGGUUACUUUAAACUCGCUCGUCUCUUUCAUUUCUAAGAGACCUGUAUUCAUGACGACAGUCUCAGUGGAAGGUGUUCUGAUGAAUGUAAUCCACAUGUUGUUAGGUGACGAUGCAGUGUUGCUUGUGGCGGUACCGAGUUCCAAGUGUUCGAGAUCUCAGUUAUCAACAGUCGCGAAUGAUAUUGAAAGGCUAAUAAGACUUCAGUUUGCCUCAGUUGAAAAAGCGUUUUCGGACCCAGCCAAUCACGUUCGCCUAGACGAGUUGUUUAGAGGCUGUUUAUCAUUCCUGAUGUUUAACCCAGAGGCUUAUGACACGAAUGUAAACGAAAAAUUAAACCAAGUCACCAUGAGUGAAUCCUUUUUUGAUUACUCUCCUUAUAAAAGAGUGGUGGUCCUUGAUUUGGAUGUAAAACUUAAAGUAGAUGAAUGUCUAUCUAGCUUCGAGGCAGCUGAUUUUGGGAACAUGUCCGAAGACUAUUACUGUUCAAGAAGGAUCUUUCAGAGCUUGGGCUCAUCAUUCUACUAUAAAGGCUACUUAGUGGCGAGCCACCUGACGGCGCGGCAAAAACGCGACGUCGACUGCCUCCUCAAAUACAGCCACAUGCUGUCGCACAGUGAGAACCAACAAUUCGAUACGAAAUUACUAUGGAUCGAACUUUAUAAUAAUAAUAAUAAUAAUAAUAAUAACAAUAAUAAUAAUAAUAAUAAUAGUAAUAAUAAUGCAAAUAAUAAUAAUGAGUGUUAUGGAGUUUACGAUAGACCGUUUGAAAUUGGCUAUAGAACAUUUUUGCUUGCGCUCUAUGCGGAGAACUCGGUUCUCGCCACGCUGCUAGAAAGUGACCCGAUUUCUAGCGAUCUCAUUGGUCCGUGGCCAUCCGCUGACCUCUUCAUGGUCAGCCAAUUAAAAUUCUCGCACACCCAGUUGUUAUAUUCCGGUGUGAUAGACAGAAUAGAUGAUGGUCUGAAGUUGGACGCUAGACCGGCUCUAGCAAACAUUGAUUGGUUCCUAAAGGCACCCAAAUUGAAGACAGUAAAGCAGAGAUUUCUGAAGCUAUUUAAAAUGGAGAAACGAUUGAAGUAUGAACCGUCACCUAAAGUUGAGGAUGGUGAUAAGGAUAAUAGAAAUAGUGAUGGCGGUAAGAGCAAGAAUUACAUUAUGGCUAGACAGAUGUCAGAUAGCACCUUAUACAUACGCAACCAACUAAGCCAUGGCGAUGAUGAUAAUGAUGACAAUGGUGAUGAUGAUGAUGACGACGAUCGUGGUGGUGCUGGUAGUGAUGCUAAAAAAGGUUUGAAGUCACCGAUGAGGAAGUAUUCGCUGGACUUCUUUGAAAAGACCGGUUGUUACAAAGAUGACAGAAAAAUAAGAUACCUAAAGAUGAAUGAUUUCGUGACGUCAUUUGAACAUCUGAACCAAAGAAAUUUCAUCCUUCCCGCCCUCAAAUUAAACGCCGGCUACAACAACACAGUCUUCAAUUACUGCUACGUAGAUCACAGCAACGAGAUCACACUAACUCCAUCACAGCAGCAGCUGGCCAACUUCACUUCCGCCACAAACUAUGACGUCACGAUGAAUUUCAACAGAGUCUGCGGCAUUAUUCAUGAUCUUUUUGGGGAUAGUAAUAAGUUGAGGAAAUCUCCAUGGCCGUCAUCAUCAUCAUCAUCGCCACCGGAAAGGAAAUUUACCGACGAACCGGUAUCCGAAUAUGGCAUCAAGUUUCGAUGUAAGAGAGUCGAGUAUAAGAACGACGAAUCGAGUAGUAACGGUGGCCGCGAUGAUGUGCACACUUACUACUGGGUCGUUGGGCGAAUUAUAAAGACACCAAACGGUGGUCUGGAUGAAUUCUUUGUCUGCUACCACCAUUCUGCCCAGCAAAGCGUCGUUGACAUGGCUUUUAAACUCGUACAGGGGUCUCUCAAUACGUAACAAUAAUAUAAUUAUUUAAUAUAAUAAUUAUAAUAAUAAUAAUUAUUAUUAUUAUAUUAUUAUUUUUAUGAGGUUGGCCAUGUUAGUGGUGGCAUGUUCAGUUUUCUUCCUUAUAACAAAAUUCUUAACGUCAGUUGUUAAUAACUGACUCAAGACGUUUUAUUAUUAUUGUUAUUGUUAUUAUUUUUUUUUUCUUCUUAAAUACAAUUUCU
This is a messenger RNA of Helobdella robusta, 4013 nucleotides long. RefSeq lists its product as hypothetical. The record is from RefSeq and is a predicted model, not a curated record. Bases 1 to 3801 code for a protein of 1266 amino acids. Gene Ontology annotation, cellular component: cilium; cytoplasm. The transcript is spliced from 20 exons. Gene Ontology annotation, molecular function: protein binding. NCBI's taxonomy places the organism in Eukaryota, Metazoa, Annelida, Clitellata, Rhynchobdellida, Glossiphoniidae. Gene Ontology annotation, biological process: establishment of planar polarity; vesicle-mediated transport; cilium assembly.